GGGGAAAAACCUAAGAGAGAGAAAGAGAGGGGAUUUGUACUGAGAGACUACUCAAAUAGGGUUUGAAUCUCGUCUAUCUUCUCCCCAUGGAAAGGAUUCAUGUUUCUGUGAGACCGAAGCCUCUCACUCUUGAAGAUUCGAAAAGCAGUUCAUGGAAAAUUAACGAGAACUCCAUCACAAUUCCAAAUCAACCUACCAAAUUCGAAUUCGAUCAUAUCUUCAAAGCAGAAUGUAAAACUUCAGAAGUUUAUGAACUUCGUACUAGAGAACUUGUUUCUGCUGCCGUUCGUGGAUUCAAUGGUACUGUUUUUGCUUACGGGCAAACUAACAGUGGCAAGACACAUACAAUGCGAGGAUCAGCUUCUGAGCCAGGUGUUAUUCCUCUCGCUGUGCAUGAUUUGUUCCGCACUAUUCAAGAGGAUAUGGAUCGAGAGUUUCUCUUAAGAAUGUCAUAUAUGGAGAUAUAUAACGAAGAGAUCAACGAUUUGCUAGCUCCCGAGCAUCGCAAAUUACAGAUUCACGAAAGUAUUGAUAGAGGAAUAUUUGUUGCUGGACUGAGAGAAGAAAUUGUUGCCACUCCUGAACAAGUUCUUGAACUAAUGGACUUUGGAGAAUCUCAUCGCCACAUUGGCGAGACAAACAUGAAUACUUACAGUAGCAGAUCCCACACAAUCUUUCGCAUGAUUAUUGAGAGUCGAGAUAGGACUGAAGAUGGGGAAGUUGGCAUUUCCUGUGAUGCUGUUCGUGUAUCUGUCCUGAGCUUAGUGGACUUAGCUGGUUCAGAACGUGCUGCAAAGACUGGCGCAGAAGGUAUGCGUCUGAAAGAGGGCUCACACAUAAACAAAAGCCUUAUGACUCUCGGAACUGUGAUCAAGAAAUUGAGUGAAGGUGCUGAAAGCCAAGGGGGUCAUGUGCCAUACAGAGACAGCAAACUCACUCGCAUUUUGCAGCCAUCAUUGGGUGGCAAUGCUAAUACUGCCAUUAUCUGCAAUAUUACUCUUGCACAGAUCCAUGCAGACGAGACAAAAAGUAGUCUUCAAUUUGCGAGUCGAGCGUUACGUGUUACGAAUUGUGCACACGUGAACGAGAUUUUGACAGAUGCAGCUUUGUUAAAGCGUCAAAAGAAGGAGAUCGAGGAGCUGAGAGGAAAAUUGAAGGGUUCUCACUCUGAGCAUUUUGAAGAGGAGAUUCUCCAACUACGAAACACAUUAUUGACGAGUGAAUUGGAAAGGGAGCGUAUAGCUUUGGAGCUGCAAGAGGAAAAAAGGAGGUUGCAAGAGCAAGCUAAAAAAAUAGAGAAUUUGAGCUCAAUGGUGUUGAACUCAAACACGGAUGACAAACGCUCUACUUUUAAAAAGGACAAGAGGAGAGAUACAUGGUGCCCAGGUGCUCUCACACAAGAGAAUGUUAAAGGAGAGGUGGCUGCUGCAAGUCAACCAAAGGCUUCUUUUGAGGAAUCUAUAAGACCUGAAGGAGAUACAGGGUUGGCUGUUCCUUUUGAAGAACUUGAAAACAAAGUGAGCAGCAAUGAAAUCCUUCAAAGUACCAGCUUAUCAGAUAAAAUUGGAAACAUCGACUUGCCAGGAGACUGCAUUGUUCCUGGUGCAACUGCCUUGUUAAAUGUAACUAAUAGAAGAAAACCACCGCUUCAUAAGAAGAGUACACAGGACGAAAACAAGUUAGUCAGGAUGCAGGCAGAAUAUGAAGACUUGCUUGUAGAAUUUGAAACUCAGAGAACAACUAUGGACAUAGAGAUCGAAUGCUUAACCAAAAAAUUAGAGGCAAAGAUUCAUUUGGAUGCUCCUUCUACGUGCGAACCAUGUAAAAGUAAUUUUCAGGGGAAGUCGGAGGCAAUUUGUACGACUGAACAACUCCAGGAACAGAUUAAAAUAUUAGAGAUGGAGAAAUCUUCACUCCAAACCAAUUUGGAUUAUUAUGUGGAUUUGGCAAUGGGGCAGAAGACACCCAAUGAGGAGGAUAGUGAAAUGGCAGAAUUGUCAGUGGAAGUCGGAGCUUUAAUGUUGGAAUUUCAGAAUUCAAAAUAUGCUGCUGAGAGCAUUUGUUCUGUUAUCGAUGAGCUAUUUCAAAACUUCUCAGGUGUAUUGGGCGUGUUCUCGGACCUCAAGUCAUCUAUAGGCCCAAGUGCUGUACAUUUGAAUUCCAUAAUUGGUGACCAUAAGGAGAUGUAUGGUUGCUUGAUGAAGAAGAUCUCUGAGCUUGAAAGUGAUAAGUGUACUUUGCUUAAUCAGUCCACCAGCCUUCAUAAACAGAUAGAGGAUCUUAAAGUGGAUUUACAACAAUCUGAAAGGGUCUUGACGGAUCGUGAUGAACUGCAUGAGCUGGAGAAAGUGGAGCUCCUUUCCCAAAUACAAACUCUCAAAAAGGAGAUAUCAAAAUUGUCUUCUUGUUCAUUGGAAAGAGAAAAAGAAGCAUUGAGAAAAGAGCUUGAGAAAACAAAACUGAAGUCGAAGGAGACUGAGUCCAAACUUAAGAACGCUAUCCAUGAGAAAACUAGACUUGAGGGUGAGAAAGCACAAGCAGAACGAGAAAUAAAGCAAUUGCAUGGGCAGAAAAAUCUUCUUGUGCGUGAUAUCUCCAGGCGUGACUCUAAUAUGUUUGACAUGAAGAAGUCCCGGGGUCCUGCUGGUCCUUCUAUACAGAUGAUGCAGGGAGAAUAUGAAAAGCUAGAAGUUUUGGCAUUUGAGAUGGAAACAACGAUUGCCUCUUUGGAAGAAGAAUUGAAAGCUGUAAGUACAGAAAAGGAGGAGGUCUUAUAUAAUAAGGAUAUUUUAGCUUCAGAACUGGAAGCUAUGUCCUUGGACUUGAAUUCAGCAAACUUGGAAAAGGAGGCGAUGCAAGAUGAGUUAUCAAGCAUGAGAGAUAACAUUGCCGAAUCUGUGUUGUCUUGCAACAAAAUGGAAAGAGCUAUCAGCCAAAUGUUGGAAGAAAAAGAAGAGUUGGCAAUGCAACUCACAAAUGCCCUUAUGGAUCUGGAGGAGGAAAAGGCUAUAUGGUCUGCUAAGGAGAAAGCAUCUAUUGAAGCCAUCGCAGAUAAGGGAAGGAUAUCGAAUGAGCUAACACAGUUGUCAAAGGAGAUGUUGGAGGUGAGGCAUCAACUUGAGUGCUUGAGAUAUGAAUGUAAGAUCCUCAAGGAAACUUUAACCCUGUCCGAGGAAAAUACUGCAAGGGAAAGAAAAUGCAGCAUGGACAAGUCUGCAGAAAUUGAUCAGCUAAAACUCAAAAUAUCUGUGGCGGAGAGUGAAAAUAGUCUAGAUUUAGCGAAGGCUAGAGCUGAUGCCGAUGAACCAAUUAGAAAGCUCUCCGACAUGGAACUCAAGAUUCGUAAUGAUACUAUAAGCAAUACAAACGAAAAAGCCAAGGCCAGGUUAAGACUUCGAGGUACACAGAUAAAGCUAGACAUGUACAGAGGUAGAUACAAAGAAGCAAUUAAUGAGAAAACCAUUAUGAAUGAGAAUUUUGAGCAGGCAGCCAAAAGACUUAAAGAGCAGUUGCGUGUACAGGUAACUGAGAAUGUACGCCUCAGGAAACAACAAUUGGGAAGAGAAAUAUAGUACACGUCCACAACUAUAGACUUUCUUAUACCAUUUUGUAUAUCAGAUCAGAGUAGCUUUUUUAGUCUAUAUGUAGAUUACAAAGUAAUCUUGUAAUUGUUUUAUCAAAGUAAUAAUUAUUGUAGACUGUUGUAAAAGUUUCUCUGUUCUGUUGUAAUGUAAAAUGAACAUUGCAGUAGCAUAAAAACCCAUAAAAAAGAAAUCCAUAAAUCAUCUAAAUUUUUUUGGGCA
Messenger RNA from Papaver somniferum (opium poppy), 3803 nucleotides. Its product is annotated as kinesin-like protein KIN-7O. The transcript is spliced from 30 exons. Gene Ontology annotation, biological process: microtubule-based movement. Bases 87 to 3572 code for a protein of 1161 amino acids. The record is from RefSeq and is a predicted model, not a curated record. Lineage: Eukaryota; Viridiplantae; Streptophyta; Magnoliopsida; Ranunculales; Papaveraceae. Gene Ontology annotation, molecular function: ATP binding; microtubule motor activity; microtubule binding.